AUGUUCAUCCUCUUUAACGCCGCCUACCUGGUGGCCAUCAUCUGUAUCACCCUGACCUGGACACACAAAUUGCUCUCUCGUUCCUCAUGGAGUAUCCGGGAUCAAAAGACCGGGAAACGUACCCAGGGAAUAACUGUUCCAGUUCCAAGUUCUGUUCCAGCUCCAACUCCAGCUCCAGUGCGAGAGAAGCCGAAAUAUCGAAUCACUAUGGGCCUCAAGAGAAUGGACAAGGCUGGCUGGCUUGUCGUUGAUGAUACCUAUACCGCUAGGCAUGAAGUUCGAGCAAGCCUGUUUAACACCCGGAACCGAGAGGUCUCACAGUGCCUCCCUGAAGCAAAAGGUGCAUGCAGUGAGGCCCUGAAGGAGGUGUCCUCCUUCCUGUGCAAGACACACCCUGGUAUGUUUGAGCUCAAAGAGUCAACAUCCGGCACUGUCGUAAGAAAUAAACGUAUGGGAGAAGAGUUCCCCCUUGAGAACGGCAGUAUUCCGCCUCUGGAAGCAGCCGCUAGGUUGGCCAUGGAAGACAUGACCAUCCUCCUUAAGAACGACAACGGUGACCACUAUGUGGCUGCAACGUCCAGUGCAUUCCUUAUUGGCUGGUCUGCCAAUACACGCAUGGGAUCAACGCUGAACGAGAUGCAUGCACCCGUACCGCAGUGGGCUCGACAGAUUGCCUUUUCCGUGAACAAGUUCAUGGCCCGGCUAACCCCUGAAUCACCCAUGGAACGCUCCAGCUACUUCAUCCAGGUCAUCCAGCCAGACGAGCCAUGGGAAUCUAUCCUCUUCCAACCCGAAGGCCUGCUGCAGGACCAUACCAAGCCCACCCCUGAGCGUGUCCUCAUCCGUCGUGAGAGGCAAACCUUCUCUCGUCUCCCCGUAUCCAAUGGUAUCCUCUUCACGGUCAAAACAACGGUCUCGUUCCUGCAGGAUCUGCCCCUUGCCGAGCUUCAACUGCUGGCCAAGGACUUCGAGAGCUGGCCGGAAGACAUGGCAGCGUACAAAGGUCGUUCUCAUUGGGGAGAAACAAUCCUGAGCUUCUGCCAGGCAAAGGAAGCUAUGACGUAGCUUGCUGACAAAGCAGGCAU
Molecule: messenger RNA, 1085 nt
Organism: Microsporum canis CBS 113480
Lineage: Eukaryota; Fungi; Ascomycota; Eurotiomycetes; Onygenales; Arthrodermataceae
Exons: 3
Coding region: 1-1065 (354 amino acids)
Source: RefSeq, a predicted model, not a curated record